Molecule: messenger RNA, 1000 nt
Organism: Closterium sp. NIES-67
Lineage: Eukaryota; Viridiplantae; Streptophyta; Zygnematophyceae; Desmidiales; Closteriaceae
Source: the annotation of a GenBank genome assembly
CCCGCUCCGCAAGCAGCAGACUUCGUCCGUUUCGUCUAUUCUCUCCCCUAACUCAUCCUAACUCACAGGUUCAGACGCAACCAGACCAACUCGCCGCGUUUGGCGCUUUAGACCUCGCCGCUGCGACAUCUCCAUCAGCAGAGGGUCAUGUCAUUCGCACGGUGUUUAUCGUCGUCCGCGGCAGCGGCGGCGACGGCGUCGACCAGCAUGCUGUCGCUCUCCGCGUCGUUUAAAUCCAUGUCCGUGAGCGCUUCGGCCAGCCGCGCCGCCUCUGCUCAGAACUGCCGCGUCGUUUCGCGCUCCGCGUUCCUCGGCGCGAGACCCGCUGCGGCUCGCUUCUUCCCUGUGGCGGAUCUGCUUCCCGCGGUGAAUGCGCCGUCGCAACCGGCGUCGUCGACGCAACUGAAGGUGGUGGCGAAGGAGGGUUACAAGCUUAAGACGCACAAGGCUUCCGCCAAGCGCUUCCGAGUGACGGGGUCGGGCAAGGUGGUGCGCCGACGGGCGUGGCGCGCGCAUUUGCUGAGCAAGAAGAGCCCCCGCCGGAAGAACCGCCUCGCCGGCAUGACGGAGGUGUUCCGGGGCGACCUGGACAAGAUAGUGGGCGCCAUGCCUUACCUCAAGGUGAACCGCCAGCGCCUGCCGCCCUCUGCUAUGGUGUAUGAGGAGGAGGAGGGCGAUGAGGACGCUGAGUAAACCCUGAACCCUGCAGCUGCUGCAGGGGUGGGGGUGGAUGUUGCGUGCUCUGCUGUUUUCGGAAGGGGGGGUGAUAUUCGGUAUAAAUGGCAGAAAGGUUGUAUCUACAGUGUUUGCGACCAAUUUCAUGUACGGUCACAGCAUUUUAAUACCCACCAGUCAAGGGAAAACUUGUUAUGUUUCCCCAUCACUGCCAACCCAUUAAAUAUACUUCUAGAGUGAAUGUAGUGCGCGUGAGUGUAUCAGGGUCAGGCCCCUAGAUUGCAGGAAAUUUUUCCUGAUUCAGGAAAAAAACAGAGUUGUUGCU